Molecule: messenger RNA, 2618 nt
Organism: Gallus gallus (chicken)
Lineage: Eukaryota; Metazoa; Chordata; Aves; Galliformes; Phasianidae
Gene: TDRKH
Product: tudor and KH domain containing
Biological process (GO): spermatogenesis
Molecular function (GO): RNA binding
Source: RefSeq, a predicted model, not a curated record
GGGGCGGGGCCUGAGGCGGCGGCGGGCUGCGUGAGGCGGCGGCGCGACGGAUCCGGGCCUGGCGGGGCCUGGCGGGGCCUAACGGGGCCUGGCGGGGCCCGAACGGGUCUGAAGGGCCUGGAGAGGUCCGAACGUGCGGUAACGGCGCGGCGAUGCCGUCGGAGAGGAGCGGCUGGGCCGGGCUGAGCGGCCUGCAGAAGGUGGCAGUGCUGCUGGGCCUCCCCGCCGGGGCCACCGUCCUCUACAUCUUGUACCGGCGGUACCGGGAGGGCCGAGAGCUGCACGUGCCCACGGUGGGGGCAGAGGAGCUGCGGGCGGAGCUGCGCGUCCCGCGGGCUGCGGUGAGAGCCAUCAUCGGUCGGAAGGGAACCACCAUCCGAAGGCUGCAGCAGGAGACGGGGGCCCGCAUCGACCUGGAGGGGGAAGACGAUGGUGAGGAGCGACUACUGCUGAUCUGGGGUUCGCCCAGCCAAGUGUGCAGAGCCAAAGCUGCUGUGCAUCAGAUUGUGGUGGAGAGCACACCGGUGUCGGAGCAGCUCCACGUGCCACAGAGAGCUGUCGGGAGGAUCAUCGGCCACGGCGGUGAGACGGUGCGCAGCAUCUGCCGCAGCUCCGGAGCUCAGGUGCAGUGCCAGCACCAGGCUGAGGCCAUGCUGGCACCGACGCGGCUCAUCCAGAUCUCGGGGACACAGCGGGAGGUGGAUGCAGCCAAGAAACUCAUCAUGGAGAAGCUGGUAGAGGAUGCAGUGUUCCGCCAGGAGCUGGCUCAGACCACGGUGCUGCGGAGCCACCGCAAGGAGCCCCUGGGCAGCCGCAGGGAAGCAUUGCUGCUGCCUGACAGGGAGCACGGUGCCGGGAAUGGGGGCCCUCUGCGAGGGGGGGCAGCCAUGGAGGAGCUGCAGGAUGGGAGUGAGGCAGCAGAAAAGCCGGCAGCGGUGCCAAAAUUUGAAGUCCCCAGCCCCGAUUUUAGCUUCCACGCAGAUGAGCACCUGGAGGUCUACGUCUCAGCUGCCGAAAACCCCAACCAUUUCUGGAUCCAGAUCAUUGGGGAGCGCAGCCUGCAGCUGGACAAGCUGAUCUCUGAGAUGACGCAGCACUACGAGGGCAGCGACUGCGUGGCGGAGCUGGAGGCCGUGCAGGCAGGGGACAUCGUGGCCGCUCCAUACACAGACAGCAGCAAUUGGUACCGGGCCCGGGUGCUGGGCACGCUGGAGAACGGCAACUUGGACCUCUACUAUGUGGAUUUUGGGGACAACGGGGAGGCGCCCCGUGAGGCUCUGCGAGUACUGCGGAGUGAUUUCCUGAGCCUGCCCUUCCAGGCCAUCGAGUGCAGCCUGGCUGGGAUCGUGCCUGUGGGGGAGCAGUGGGACGAGGCAGCGCUGGACGCAUUCGAGCGCCUCACCUACUGCGCCCAAUGGAAGCCACUGGUGGCCAAAAUCUCCAGCUACACCCAGGCCGGGCUGUGCACAUGGCCACGCAUCGCACUGUUUGAUGUCCACCACGGCGAGAGCCUCGACAUCGGGGCUGAGCUGGUGCGGCUGGGCCAUGCUGCACUGCAGCCCCAUGAGGAGGAGAAGGAAGGGGGUGGAUUCCCACUGCCAGUGACGGGGGGUGCAGCGGAGACACCGGAGGACAUGGUGUGCACCUCCCUCGAGAGCAUCCUGUCUGAGCUGCCACCAAGCCCCAGCGCCACACCACUGACCCUCUCCUGCAUCAGCCUGCUGGAUGAGAACACCGAGCGGCUGUGGGGCAAUGCAGAGCCCCCAGCCCCAGGGCUGCUGCUUGGCCCUUCCACUUCCUCACAGCCUCAGAGGGAUGACAGUAAGGCCCAGCCCAGCCCCGGCUCCUGGUGUCCCACAGCCCUUGGGGGCCCUGGAACCCUCCACACCGUGACACCCGAAGCGCCGUGUCCCAUCACCUGGAGCGGAGCCCUUUCUGCCAACAGCCGCCCAUCCUUCUCCGAUGGGGACUCUGCUUCUGUCUUCUGCACCGACUCCAUGCGCUACACCAACUUCUCUGUCUUCUCCAGUAGCCCCUGGCCUGGGGCCAACCCCUUCCCCGGCCCCAUCCCCAUCAGCUCUGGGGGUGAGGAGGAGGGCAGAACCCCACAAGGAGGUGCCUCAGUGACUGGCAGCAGUGGCAGUGCGGUGCCAGCGCGGAGCUCCCCGUGAUGGCCUGACCUUGAGCUGUUUCUACCCCUACUGGCCGCAGCGUUGGAUGCUUUUUGAGAAGCGAAGUGCCUGCCCCAUAUCACAGCACCCCCCGCAUCAACAGCGCCCGUUUCACUACGAGUUGCAUCUCUACACCGACUCGGAACUGCUUUCCAGCUGCCCUCUGUAACCACCGGAGGGGACAAACCCGGCCGCGGUGUCCCCAAAUCUCCCCCGGGAUGCUUCGGCCCCCCUCUGGAAGCCACUGCCCUGCUGCGUUCCCAGGGCCGCUCCGUGCCUCGUUCUUCGUGUUCCCCGUUGGGUCGGUGAUGCUGUGGUCACCGUGGGGGUGCCUUUCACAUUGUUGUCUCCGCGCCGUUGCGGUUUGGUUGUUGUUGUUUUCACCCCGCUGAGGGGAAGAGCUGUUUGGUUUCCUGGUUGAAUAAAGCCCAGAGGGCACUGAAUGCA